CUGUCAUGUCUCAAGGGAUCCUUUCUCCGCCAGUGGGCUUGCUGUCCGAUGAGGAAGUGGCAGUCUCCCCCAUGUUUGAGUCCACAGCUGCAGACUUGGCGUCUGUGAUAAGAAAGGACUUGCUUUCAGACUGUUCUGUUAUCUCCACCUCCCUGGAGGAUAAGCAGCAGGUUCUAUCUGAGGAUAAUACAGAGAAGGUGAGAGUAUACCUGAGGAUCAGGCCCUUCUUACCUUCAGAGUUGGAACGACAGGAGAAUCAGGGAUGUGUCCACAUUGAGAAUGUGGAGACUCUUGUUCUACAAGCACCCAAGGAGUCUUUUGCCCUGAAGAGCAAUGAACGAGGAAUUGGUCAAGCUACCCACAGAUUCACCUUUUCCCAGAUCUUUGGGCCGGAAGUAGGACAGGCAUCCUUCUUCAACCUGACCGUGAAGGAAAUGGUGAAGGACGUACUCAAAGGGCAGAACUGGCUCAUCUAUACAUAUGGAGUUACCAACUCAGGGAAAACCCACACCAUUCAAGGUACCAUCAAAGAUGGAGGAAUCCUACCCCGGUCUCUGGCUCUGAUCUUCAAUAGCCUCCAAGGCCAGCUUCAUCCAACACCUGAUCUGAAGCCCUUGCUCUCCAAUGAGGUAGUCUGGCUAGACAGCAAGCAGAUCCGGCAGGAAGAAAUAAAGAAGCUGGCUUUGCUAAAUGGAGGCUUCCAAGAGGAAGAGCUCUCCACCUCCUUGAAGAGAAGUGUCUACAUUGAAAGUCGGAUGGGUACCAGUACCAGCUUUGAUAGUGGCAUUGCUGGGCUCUCUACCAGUCAGUUUACCAGCAGUAGUCAGUUGGAUGAAACAAGUCACCGAUGGGCACAGCCAGAUACUGCCCCAAUAAGUGUCCCAGCAGACAUCCGCUAUUCCAUCUGGAUAUCUUUCUUUGAGAUCUAUAAUGAGCUGAUUUAUGACCUAUUAGAACCACCCAGCCAGCAGCGCAAGAGGCAGACACUGCGGUUGUGUGAAGAUCAGAAUGGUAAUCCCUACGUGAAAGAUCUCAAUUGGAUUCAUGUUCAAGAUGCUGAGGAAGCCUGGAAACUCCUAAAAGUGGGUCGUAAGAACCAGAGCUUUGCCAGCACCCACCUGAACCAGAACUCUAGCCGCAGUCAUAGCAUCUUUUCCAUCCGAAUCCUGCACCUCCAGGGGGAAGGGGACAUAAUCCCAAAAAUCAGCGAGUUGUCACUCUGUGAUCUGGCUGGCUCAGAACGCUGCAAAGAUCAGAAGAGUGGUGAGCGACUUAAGGAAGCAGGAAACAUUAACACUUCCCUGCAUACUCUAGGCCGUUGUAUUGCUGCCCUUCGCCAAAAUCAGCAGAACCGUUCAAAGCAGAACCUGAUUCCCUUUCGAGACAGCAAGUUGACUCGAGUGUUCCAAGGCUUCUUUACAGGCCGAGGCCGCUCCUGUAUGAUUGUUAAUAUGAAUCCCUGUGCAUCUUUCUAUGAUGAGACCCUUCAUGUGGCCAAGUUUUCAGCUAUUGCCAGCCAGCUGGUGCAUGCCCCACCUAUUCAACUGGGAUUACCAUCCCUGCACUCAUUUAUCAAGGAUCACAGUCUGCGGGCAUCCCCUAGCUUAGAAACAGGUGCCAAGCUGGACCCAGGCCUUGAUGAUGACACGCAAAAUGAAACUGACAUCUCCAUGUAUGGCAAGGAGGAGCUCCUAGAGGUGGUAGAAGCAAUGAAAGCGCUGCUUUUGAAAGAACGGCAGGAAAAGUUGCAGCUGGAGAUACAGCUCCGUGAUGAGAUUUGCAAUGAGAUGGUGGAGCAGAUGCAACAACGGGAACAGUGGUGCAGUGAACAUUUGGACAUCCAGAAGGAACUGUUGGAGGAAACUUAUGAAGAGAAACUAAAGAUUCUCAAGGAGUCGCUGACAAGUUUUUACCAAGAAGAGCUGCAGGAGCGGGAUGAAAAGGUUGAAGAACUAGAAGCCCUCUUACAGGAAGCCAGACAGCAACCAGUGGCCCACCAACAAUCAGGGUCUGAAUUAUCCCUACGGCGGUCACAACGAUUGGCAUCUUCCUAUACCCAGCAACUCCAGGAGGUUAAAGCUAAAUUCGAGCAGUGCAAAGCAGAACUAAUCUCUACCACUGAUGAGCUGCAUAAGUAUCAGAAAAUGUUAGAACCACCACCCUCAGCCAAGCCCUUCACCACUGAUGUGGACAAGAAGUUAGAGGAGGGCCAGAAGAAUAUAAGGCUGAUGCGGACAGAGCUUCAGAAACUUGGUGAGUCUCUCCAGUCAGCAGAAAGAGCCUGUUGCCACAGCACUGGAGCAGGAAAACUUCGCCAAGCCUUGACUAAUUGUGAUGACAUCUUAGUUAAACAGGACCAGACCCUGGCUGAACUUCAGAAUAAUAUGAUGCUUGUGAAACUAGAUCUUCGGAAAAAAGCAGCAUGUAUCGCUGAGCAGUAUCACACAGUGCAAAAACUCCAAGGCCAGGCUUCUUCCACCAAAAAGCGCCUUGGCCCCAACCAAGAAAACCAGCAACCAAAUCAGCAACCCCCAGGAAAGAAACCAUUCCUUCGGAAUUUACUUCCCAGAACACCCACCUGCCAAAGCUCAACAAACUGUAGCCCUUAUGCCCGUAUUUUGCGUUCACGGCGUUCUCCUUUACUCAAAUCUGGGCCUUUUGGCAAAAAAUACUAAGGCUGUGGGAAGGCAAGAAUAGUCAUUCCCUUGAGGUGAGUCAGCUGCUCAGCUUUAUAAGUUUAUAAGCUUUGUCAUAUAUACCUAGUACUCUUUUCUGAAUGCAAUACUCUGAAACUAGUACUGUAUUCCUUUUUGUAAUAUAAUCAUCUAUGUAUUCUCACAUUAUGUUGUUGUGUUUUACAUAUUGCUUCUAUGCAUACAAAAAUAUUAAAGAUAUUAUUCACAUUUUUAGUUG
Messenger RNA from Chrysochloris asiatica (Cape golden mole), 2913 nucleotides. It is a transcript of the gene KIF20A, whose product is annotated as kinesin family member 20A. Gene Ontology annotation, biological process: microtubule-based movement. Bases 6 to 2675 code for a protein of 889 amino acids. Gene Ontology annotation, cellular component: nucleus; kinesin complex; microtubule. Lineage: Eukaryota; Metazoa; Chordata; Mammalia; Afrosoricida; Chrysochloridae. The record is from RefSeq and is a predicted model, not a curated record. The transcript is spliced from 18 exons. Gene Ontology annotation, molecular function: ATP binding; ATP hydrolysis activity; microtubule motor activity.